Molecule: messenger RNA, 3128 nt
Organism: Ictidomys tridecemlineatus (thirteen-lined ground squirrel)
Lineage: Eukaryota; Metazoa; Chordata; Mammalia; Rodentia; Sciuridae
Source: RefSeq, a predicted model, not a curated record
GAAUCCAGGUCCCCAGGGCCCAGGAAGGGAGGACGCUGAGGGCCAGAAGCCCGGUCCUGGGCUCUGAAAGCCAGAUGGUGAGGAUGGACUUGGCUAGGGUGGAUGCUGGAAUGAAGGUGUCUGUAAAGGUCACCGUCCCUGUGACGUCAUGGAGAGGUAGGCGGGUCUCCCUUUGUUGUGGUCCAAUCAGAAGCAGAGUUGAGAUUCUGGGCGUGGCCAAAGAAAGCCCUAGGAAGUACUUUCUCAGAAUUGGGAUCUCCAAUGGGGACUUGACGGGAGUUCCUGGUGGAACCGGGACCUCCCGUGACACAAACCCUUUGGAAAAGCUGUCGACUUCACGCAGCCAAACUGUCCCUCACAAAACCUGAGUUACAGUCGUGGGAAAUAUUAAGGCAGAAGGACGCGGCACCGGUUCCUCACAGUCUGAAUGGGAUCCUGAGUGAAUCCUGGGUUUGAGGGCACAGGUCAAGGAUCAAGGUCGGAGAGGGGCCAAGUCAUCUACUCUGUCGGGCGUGAGAGGACCCUCCUGGUGUUUUCUCUACCGAGUGCUCAGGCCUCAAUGGGGCCGUGUUUUGUGCUCCUGUUGGCUGCACUGGCCUGCUGCCUGAUUCCAGCAAGCUGUUGUGUCACAUGUGAGCCGUCAGUCAUGGAAGCAGUAAAGUCCUUGGAGAAGGAUUACUUGCCUGGACACCUGGAAGCCAAAGACCAUGAAAAAGUGAUGGAUAUGGUAUACAAUACUUUGAAAGAUUUUCAGGACCGGCCGUUCAUCGAGGGUUCCUAUGCAGGAAUCAUAGAUAAGAACUCAUUGGAAGAGGUAUCCCGGACUUUGCUGAAGGAGCUGAAACGCAUCACAGACAGUAAUGUAAAAGGGGACCAAUUUGUGAAGCAGCUAUACCAGAUGUUGGAGAAGGAAAAGGCCAAAUUUGCCCAGUAUGCUGCUCAGUUCCAGAAGAAAGAUUAUUGUCCCAACAAAUGUGGCCUGAUGUUGCAGCGUCUGUUAUGGUGCCCAGAAUGUAGGAUAGGAAAUUACCAUUGUUGGAAGUCCCUGGACUGUGGGGAGCGCCUGGUGAAGGUCCAUGAAAAGGAAAACCUGACCUUGAACUGUCUAUUCGAGUGGCACCUUAUUGCUCAAGAACUCACAGACUACAAAUUCGAAAGGAUUUGGGAGGAUGGUUCUGAGACGUUGCUGUAUCAGGGAAAGAACCCCAUGUUGACCAUUCUUUCAUUGACUCCAGAUAAUUCUGGUUCCUACCGCUGUGAACUGGGUUCGGUGAGCUCUGGCCCAUCCACGAUCAUUCAUUAUCUCGUCACAGUUUUGCCCCCAAAUGCUACAGAGGAGUCACCAACAACAAGCAUCCUCUUUGGGAGUGAGACAGAGUCAGGGACACAAGGUGCAAAUGUCACUGGUGAGACCAGUCCAGCCGUCCCUGGUGGGACAGGCCCAGCUUCCCCAACGGUCCAGGGUGAGACGGGCCCAGGGGUUCAGGGUGAGACAGCCCCACUCCAGGGUGAGACGGGCCCAACAGAACAGGGUGAGAUGGGCCCAAACCAGGAAGAUACGGGCUCAACAGAACAGGGUGAGACUGCCCCACUCCAGAAUGGUAUGGGGUCACUGGCCCAAGGUGAGACGGCCCCUCAAGUCCAGGGUGAGACGGCCCCACUCCAGGGUGAGAUGACAUCUCCAGACCUGGGUGAGACGGCUCCAGUUGAGGCUGAGACAGCUCCACUUGAGGCUGAGACAGCCCCACUUCAGGGUGAGACGACCCAGCCGGCCCAGGGUGAGACGACCCAGUCGGCCCAGGGUGAGACGACCCAGCCGGCCGAGAGUGAGACGACCCAGCUGGCCCAGGGUGAGACGACCCAGCUGGCCCAGGGUGAGACGACCCAGCCGGCCCAGGGUGAGACGACCCAGUCGGCCCAGGGUGAGACGACCCAGCCGGCCGAGAGUGAGACGACCCAGCUGGCCCAGGGUGAGACGACCCAGCUGGCCCAGGGUGAGACGACCGAGCCAUUCCAGGUGGAGACUGCCCCACUGCAGGGUGAGAUGGCUCCAGGUGAAGGUGAGAUGGCCUCCCAGUUCCAGGGUGAGACAAACCAGGUUGAAACAGCACCACUGGAGGAGGAGACAGCCCCGCCAUUCCAGGGAGAGACUGCCCCACUGCAGGGUGAGAUGGCUCCAGGUGAAGGUGAGUCGGCCUCCGAGGUCCAGGGUGAGGCAGCUCCACCAAACCAGGAUGAAAUGGCACCAUUCGAAGAGGAGACAGAACUAGGUGAUUUUGAAAUGGGCCAACCACUCCAGAAUGAGAUGGCCCCAGGACAGGGUGAGAUGACUCCCUCAGAACAGGUGGAGACUGCCCCACUGCAGGGUGAGAUGACUCCCCCAGGCCAGGGUGAAACUGCCCAGUUCCAAGGUGAGAUGGCCACACCAGUCCAGGGUGAGACAUCUGCAGCUCAGGGUGAGACUACCUCACCAAUCCAGGCCGGGAUGGCCCAACUCCAGAAUGGGGCAGCCCUAGUCCAAGAUGAGACAGCCCCAUUCCUGGGAGAGACGGCCGCACUUGUAGGUGACAUGGCUCCACUUGAGGAGACCUCAGUACGCCCGAAUCCAGGAGAAUUGGAGUCUUCGACCACGAACCAACAGCCUGAGCAGGCCAAGGGUGUGCAGCAAGGCCAAAACCUUGGGCUGAUCAUCGCUUUACCUCUACUCCUGAUACUAGGCCUUAUUCUUUGGUGAGUCACUGCAGAGAGUGGCAGGACCUGGAGGGAGAGGUGGGGCUUCCUACUGCCCAAUACUGGAGCAGUUGGCAGAGCCACUGAGGUUUCCCGAGAGCUGGUGGGAAUUACAGCGUGGGGGGCUUACCUAGGAGGGCCAGGCUUUGAGAGUUGUUUGAAUAGGUCAGCUCUGUGGGGCUGGGAGUUGGGGAGUGGGUCCCAACUGCUUUCUACUUAACAUGGUUCCAUGAUUUGCAAAUCUCAACCCAUUCAAUUUCCCUCAGGAUAAUUUACUGGCGACAAUCAAAAGAGAAACCCAAGACCUCAGAUGAGAGCCUUGAAAAUACAGCUUCUUAGCCGUCAAAGACAAUGGCCUCAAAAGAGAAAAAUAAUUAAAUAUAUGUCUUGUUAUCUAA